Plasmodium malariae is the source of this 1200-nucleotide messenger RNA. Its product is annotated as conserved Plasmodium protein, unknown function. The coding region runs from base 1 to 1200 and encodes 399 amino acids. NCBI's taxonomy places the organism in Eukaryota, Apicomplexa, Aconoidasida, Haemosporida, Plasmodiidae. The transcript has a single exon. The record is from RefSeq and is a predicted model, not a curated record.
AUGGACAAGAACGAGAUAAGAAGAAGAGAAAGAUUGCUCAGAAAAAAUAAAGAGCGGAUGAAGAUAUUGCUUGGUAAAGCCACCCACAGUGAUGAUGAAAAGGAAAAAGGGAUCAUUGAAAAGAAGCAAAAGGACGAAAGUUUGAAUGAUAAUAAUAAAAAUAUCAUAAAAAUGGAUAACUUGAAUGAAGUAGUAAAUAAACAAGAUGGGGAAGAGAAAUGUAAGAAGAAACUGAUUGACAGAAGUGAAUGUAGCUAUGGUAUACACGACGAUGGUGCAAAAAGCGAAGGGAGAAUCGAAAAUCGAAGUAAAAAUGGAAGUCUAAAAGAAGAGAAAGAUGAAAAACUAAAUGAAUAUAUUAUGAUCACUGAAAAAUAUGUUAAUAAUAAUGAUAAUAUUAAUACCACUACUGAGGGGGAGAUACGUAAACGCACACCAAGGAUUUUUCAUAAAAGAGAUGAUAAGAAUAGUAGCCCAUAUAAUGAUGACAAGGAAAAUAAUAUCCAUGAUGAUGAAAAUAAUAUCCAUGAUGAUGAAAAUAAUAUCCAUGAUGAUGAAAAUAAUAUCCAUGAUGACGAAAAUAAUAUCCAUGAUGACGAAAAUAAUAUCCAUGAUGACGAAAAUAAUAUCCAUGAAGACGAAAAUAAGAACGAUGAAAAAGAGAGCAAUAUACAGCUGGUCAGGUACAACUACAUGGGAAGUACCCCUCGGGAUACAAUCGGAAAUGUCAAUGUUGACUGGUUAAAAUUUGCUCACUUCAUCGUGUUAUUAAUUUGUUCACUUCUAUUGAGUAUUUUUAAAUUAAAAUAUUACGAUUAUAAAAUUUCAUUUUACAAUAACAAACCUAUGAGAAUGAAAAAUAAGUUUUCCCAUUUUAUGACGUCCAAAAUUUUUUUUAUUUAUUUUUCCCUUUUAUAUAAUAUAAUGUUUUCAUUAAUCGAUGCUUAUUCGUAUUUUAAAAAAAAUAAUGUUAAUGAAAAGGACAUAAUAGAAUAUAUCAAGAAUAUAAAAAAGAAGAUAAAGAAUGAGUCGGAAGCUUUACUUUUUAUUUUAAAUAAUGGAUCGACAGUUGCUUUUUUUUUCGUAAAUAUUGUAAAAUCGUAUGUACUGUUCAUAUUUUUAACUCACCUUUUUGAUGACCUUUUACACAACUUUUUAAUUCGUUUUUAUUCAUCAAAUUUGUACAAGCCUGUAGUUUAA